GCUCAAAGCAUAUCUGCGAUCUCAUCGCUCGGACUGAGUACGGAGUUUACUUCCUCCGAUCUCUGAUAGCCACCCUUAUAGGAGGACAAUAUCGAAGGCUAAGGAACGGGGUACAUUUCGGAUCGAGUCGACUCUGCUCUCGAUUUCUCCUAUGUAAGAAAUUUCGGCCUCGAGGUGUCUGGAUCCUCGGUUUCGCUAUGGGUUUCCACAUGAGGCCACGAUUUUUGCUGGUUCAGAUUGCUGUAAUAUGUCUUGCAGCGUCUAGCGUCAUCAGUCUCGCCAAGGGCCAAUCCUUAGCAGACCAGCACCCUAAACCGCACAAUGAUGCCGGAGCCUGACCUGGAACACGAUGGAAUUGUAUGCUACUGAUUGCGCCAACACAUAGAGCAGCUGCCGCUGACGACUGCGCUCUCAGACUCUCGACUGGAGACGCUUACGAGGAGAACUUCUACAGGUCAACUGGACCGAGCAACCGAGCGGAUGCAGUACAGCUCUGGUUCAGCGAGAUGGCAGAGUACGAAGACGCAACCAACUCGUGCUCAGUCGAGUCAUGAGGUUACUACAGGUUGUGUAGACACAGCGACGUUGGGUUGCGCGUUGCCCACUUGCUCCUCUGGUGCCUUGUUCGUCAUUUGCAGGUCCGACCCCGCUGGAAACAUGGAAGGACAGCUUCCUUUACUAGACUUCCUGUCCUGCGGCUCCAAAUUUCAACGCCGACUCGAGAUUCAAAAUCAUCGAGUGACUCCAAAUUUCAUCUUUGCCGAGCCGGCGGAUAAAGAAUCAAUCUCACUACAUUCAGCCCAAACACAUCAGAUGACGAAGAUCGAAGAUAAAUAAGUGAGGGACAGGGAUGAGAAUUUGACAGAGGGCUCCCUGCUGGGAGGAUGACAGACAGCGCAUUGGGAAUCGUGAUUCAAAAUACAAUGGCACACUAAUAACUGAAUCGAUCUAUAGUAAAUCAGAUUUAGAAGAUGGAUAAAUUAGAAGGUACCACUUCAUGCAGAACUAGAUUCCCGAAACGACCGUCGUCAUUGUGAUUAGUUAUCAAUUGUUGUGAGUAGCUUGAUGCUGGGAAAGAGCUUGACGCCUCUAUUCCUAGCUGACUACAUUUUGGAAUGUUCCAUUGUAAUACAGAAAUAGGAGAAAGAGAUGCGAUUUGUGUGAAUCUUUCGGAAAACUGCAACAUUCUGAGAUAUUUUAGAACUGCACGGCGACCCUACAAUAUCUGCCAGUAAAAUCAGUUUACAAUUCAAACAAAGACUUGCAGUGGAAAACGGUUUCAGACAGGAA
Messenger RNA from Marchantia polymorpha subsp. ruderalis, 1290 nucleotides. NCBI's taxonomy places the organism in Eukaryota, Viridiplantae, Streptophyta, Marchantiopsida, Marchantiales, Marchantiaceae. The record is from the annotation of a GenBank genome assembly.